AUUUGUUUUUGUUGACAUGACAUUUAGUUGUCAGAUGUUUUAUUAUCAGAACAGUUGCGAUUGUUAUUCGCUAUUUAUUAUUAGAAAUAUAAUGUUCCUUAGUAUUUAGCAUUAGUUUUCUCCACAACUCAACAAAAAUGGCAUCUGUGAAAGUUGCUGUUAGGGUUAGACCCUUCAAUCAAAGGGAAUUAGAUAUGGAUGCUAAAUUAAUUAUACAAAUGAAAGGUAAAAAAACUGGCAUACUAAAUUGCAAGGCAAAUGCUAGAGAUGAGAACAUUAGGUAUAAGGAGUUUACGUUUGAUUAUUCCUAUUGGUCUCACAGCUCGGACUCGAACGAGUUUGCUUCUCAGGAGAUGGUUUACAAUGAUCUCGGAACUGAAGUUGUCGAAUGCGCAUUUCAGGGAUAUAAUGCCUGUGUGUUUGCUUAUGGACAGACGGGUAGCGGGAAAACGUUUACGAUGAUGGGAUCUCCGGAUAACCAAGGUUUAAUACCCAGAAUAUGUAAGGCUCUGUUUGAGCGUAUGUCGGCUGACUCUAAGAAAGGGACGACACAUCGUGUGCAUGUUAGUUACUUGGAAAUUUAUCAGGAGAGAGUUGCCGAUUUACUAAGAGGGCGUGAUGGGUCUUCCUUGCGUGUACGCGAACAUCCAAAAAGGGGUCCCUAUGUGGAAGGCCUUACGACUUGCCUCGUGACCAACUACGGCCAUAUUCAAGAGUGUAUGAACAGAGGUAAUUCUCAUCGAACUACCGCAGCUACAAAUAUGAAUGAUGUCAGUAGUCGUAGCCACGCCAUUUUCACAAUUACAUUUGUGCAGGCCGGUUAUUGUAACGGAAUUCCAAGCGAGACAGUUUCAAAGAUACAUCUGGUUGACUUGGCUGGCAGUGAAAGGGCGGAUGCCACUGGAGCUACCGGUGAACGUCUCAAAGAAGGGGCUCACAUAAACAAGUCGUUGGUCACCUUGGGUUCUGUAAUCUCGGGCUUAGCCGAAUUGUCUGUUGAAAUGAAUGGCCAUCGGAAAUCGCUCUUUGUUCCAUACAGGGAUUCCGUACUUACUUGGCUUUUAAAAGACAGUUUAGGUGGCAACUCUAAAACAAUUAUGAUUGCAGCUAUUAGUCCUGCGGAUUGUAAUUACGGCGAAACCUUAAGUACACUUAGAUACGCAAAUCGUGCGAAGAAUAUUAUUAAUAAACCGACAGUUAAUGAAGAUCCCAAUGUUAAACUCAUUCGUGAACUACGCGAUGAGAUCAGUAAACUUCGAGCGCUUAUGUUCAGCGAACAGAGGGCGGAUAUGCUGGCCGAAAUUCAUGAGAAGGAAGCGCGCGAGAAAGAGUUGACUGAGGAGUGGACGAGUAAGUGGAGGGAGGCACACGCGAUUUUGCGCGAACAGAAAGCUUUGGGGUUGCGUAAGGCAGGUCCGGGUGUCGUGCUUGACUCCGACAAGCCCCAUCUAGUUGCAAUCGAUGAUGAUCCUCUAAGUACAGGUGUUACCUUGUACCAAUUGAAGGAGGGUGAAACUACUAUAGGAACUGAUGAAUCUAACAUUAACCAAGAUAUUGUCUUGAAAGGUCCCGGAAUGGAGCCUCAACAUUGCAGUAUUAUUUUAGAGAAAGGAAACGCGACCUUAUUCCCAAAACCAAAUGCGCAAAUCUGGUUGAAUAGCAACUUGAUAGAAUCUCCCGCUCGACUGACACAGGGGUGUAUAAUCUUUUUAGGCAGAGCUCAUGUAUUUAGAUUUAACAAUCCUGCUGAGGCGGCGGAGCUUCGAAAAGGUGAACGUUCCUUAAAUUUAACGAGGAUGAGCCUUUUAAGUUGGUCAACUCCGGACUUGGGAGGCUCCUGCGAAAAUCUACAGCCUGGUGAUGAAGUUGAGCGACACGAUAUAGAAAAUCAAAGGAUAAACUUAGCCAAAGAAAAGGAAGAUUUUGAGAAAGAGCAAGAGGCUUUCGAAAAACGAAGGAAAACGCUAGAGGAGGCGCAAUUGAGGCUGGAAAUCGAAAGGCGUAAUAUGGCAAAGGAACAUGCAGCUCAGACUCGACAGCUAGAGGAGGACUGGCGAAACUUGGCUGCACAGCAACAAAAACGGGAACUGGAAUUGGAAGAAAAAGAGCAAGAGCUGAUAUUUAAAAGGGAAGAACUUGAGAAAGAGAGAGCCAGGCUGCUUGGGCAGAUAGGGAAGGAAACUCAGGUGCUGACUGAAAAGCAGAAAACUUUAAAUCAUCUCUUAGUGAAGACAAGUUUACUUAUAAAGUCAUGCAUCAAUGAAAUCACUUUCCCUGACUCUCAUAGUAAAGCACUCUUUAAGGAUUUAGUGGAUAAAUCAAUGGUAGGUGCUUUAUCUUUCGAGGAGUCCAAUCGUUUAGUUUCCCUUCUAAACGAAGUAACCGCACAUUCAGAAAUACAGGAAUUGGUUAAUCAUCACAGACAGGAGUUGACACGGUUACAAACCGAAAUAGAACGACGCAUGCAGAUUCUUGCAGAUCGUCGCGAGGCCGUCGAGAACCUCGAUAAAAAAAUUAUCGGUCUAGUCGAACAGCAACUGGAGACGACGAGCAGUUCAAACGUUGAAGAGUUGAAGGAUCUCAAGUUGACUUUGGCGCGACGAACGCAGGAGGAAUUGCAGGAGAUCGAACAGCGGAAGCAAUCAUUGACGUUGAAUUUAAAGCGGGUGAAUUCGGCUCAAAGCCCAGACUCUUGCGAGGUGAACUGUAGCAGUAGUUUGGAAAGGACGACGUUAAGUAGCGAUACAUAUCAUACUGCCACAAGUGCUUGUUCGACUCAUUUGUUAAGUGUGGGAGGGAUAGAACAGCUUAUGAGUGAUAGUGGAGUGGAACUGAGACCGUCGCCCCAACUUCAAGAAGAGAGUGAUAUUUCCAGUCUAGAUGAUAUGAAGGGAGUUGCUAGUGAUUCCCAAUCGACUACGAGCUCUACAGAAAAUUGUCACAAUGUAAGUCGUAGGCGUAGAAAAGAUCACGAGCAGAUGAGAAGACUGUCCCAACAAAUCCAACAGCAGAAACAACUCAUCAUGCGUUGCCUAGAUUCAGACUCGCCAAAAGCAUAUUUGAAUGCACAAAUUGCUAACCUGCAAGAACUCCAAAAGCAGUAUAUGGCGUUUAAAACGGGAUCCCCUCUGAUACUAUCUCCCACAAGUGAACAUCCGUUACAAAAUUUAGAAAGCCCAAUUAGUCCAGUAAGACCGGCACACCGAGGAUCUACCUCUGCCCUGUACUCACCUACGUUGCAAAACAAUCAGUUGUCGCCGCUAUCGAACUACAACAUGUACAGGUCGAUGCCUUCAAUUCCUCAAGUCAGCGACACCGAAUCACUUAUAUCAAUUACGGGUUAUUUUCUACGAGGUGCUGGGAAACGAACUCAUUACGAGUACGAAGUCCGGAUAACGACAGCGUACAGGGAAUGGUGGAGUGUGUUACGGCGCUACAGUCGUUUCCGUGAUUUGCAUAUAUCAAUGAAAUCCAGAUAUGGAGAGAAGGUGGCCCAAAUUCCCUUUCCACCAAGGCAGUUAUUUGCAAAUUCAGAGCACGUGGCACAGUCUAGAAGACGGCAGUUAGAAACUUACCUAAGGAGACUAAUAGAAGUUUGUAAAUCUCAUCCAUCCUGUUGUUUAGCAUAUGGAAACACAAUUAGUAAAGUAGACUUAAUUAAUUUUUCGUCGUUCUUUAGUAAAGGGGUAUUUGAAAAUGGCAAAUACGGAACUAGCUAAAAUCGGUAGAAAAUUAGUGUGAUUUUUGCUUUAAUAUGUAUUGGGUGGGUAAAUUAAGACUGCACCGUUUAUUUACGAUAAUUAUUUCUAAAGGAAAUGCAGGGAUUUUGUCAGUAUCUUUUUUGUCAAUUAAAUUGGAAAAUAUUCCCGGAUCAUCACAUAAAUAAUUCCAAUUUUGUGAUAGUAUACCGAUCAAAUUGCAUUAUAUUUAAGUUUUAUAGUAAUUAAGAGUUGUAUAAAGUAGCUUGUGACUUGAAUGUUCAAAACAUGCAAAAUCUGUAUAUUAAUUAAGUACAACAUUGUUGUGUACCUGACUGCUUUCAUUCAUUUUAUUAAUAGACGCCUUUUGCUGUGAAAGUAAUUCAAUUAUGUGAUAUUGUAAAUGCAGUGCAUUACGCGAAAAGUGAUUAUUGUAUCAAUUGCAAGUUGUAAAUCGGUUUUGUGCAAUAUUCAGAAUUGUUUCGAGAUUUACACAAAAAGCGAAUUUAUUUUAGUAUUUUUCUGUCAAUUGUACAUUUUAUAUUUUAUGUAGGUUUUGUAUAUAAGAGUUCAUACAUUAAC
Molecule: messenger RNA, 4280 nt
Organism: Photinus pyralis (common eastern firefly)
Lineage: Eukaryota; Metazoa; Arthropoda; Insecta; Coleoptera; Lampyridae
Gene: Klp98A
Product: kinesin-like protein Klp98A
Exons: 19
Coding region: 138-3719 (1193 amino acids)
Biological process (GO): microtubule-based movement
Molecular function (GO): microtubule motor activity; phosphatidylinositol binding; microtubule binding
Source: RefSeq, a predicted model, not a curated record